Molecule: messenger RNA, 2072 nt
Organism: Prosopis cineraria
Lineage: Eukaryota; Viridiplantae; Streptophyta; Magnoliopsida; Fabales; Fabaceae
Product: putative pentatricopeptide repeat-containing protein At5g37570
Exons: 3
Coding region: 91-1626 (511 amino acids)
Biological process (GO): RNA modification
Molecular function (GO): RNA binding; protein binding
Source: RefSeq, a predicted model, not a curated record
UGUGACCUGACCUUUUCCAGGAACGGGGAGUGCUCCCUGACUCAAUUCUUAUCUUGGAUGAAUGAAGAGUAAAAGAGGACCUGAGCUUGAAUGGUGAAAUUAGUAGACGGAGGACCAAGGACACGGAGUAGCAUUUUGGAACAGAAGAAACAGUCAAACAGAACAUUCAACAAAUGCUGGCGUUUUCUUCCAAUGCUUUCCAUACAUCAAUGUUCUUUGGCCCCUUCAGGUUAUAGGCUAUUAAAGUUCUCAGAUAGUAGCAUCACAUCCCUCCUUAGAUUUUGCAAGACCAUUGGGCAUCUAAACCAAGUCCAUGCGCAAAUCAUCAGCAAAGGAUUAGAGCAAGAUCAUUAUGUCAUUGCAAAGUUCAUUUCCCUCUCCAAUUCCCUUGCUCCUCUCAAUUAUUCAUGUAUGUUUGUAGGUACGAGUUUGAUUGACAUGUAUGGGAAAUGCAGGAAGACUAGUGAUGCUCGCAAGGUAUUUGAUGAGAUGACGGAGAGAAAUGUUGUUUCUUGGACAGCUAUGGUGGUUGGGUAUGUAGCUGUUGGAAAUGUUGUGGAGGCAAAGAGGUUGUUUGAUGUAAUGCCACAGAAAAAUGUUGCUUCAUGGAAUGCAAUGAUUCAAGGGUUUGUAAAAAUGGGAGAUUUGGGCAGUGCUAGAGGUGUAUUUGACUCCAUGCCUGAAAAGAAUGUAGUUUCCUUUACGACUAUGAUUGAUGCCUAUGCAAGAAGUGGUGAUAUGGUGUCCGCUAGGUUAUUGUUUGAUCAAUCCUCAGAUAAAGAUCUUGUUGCUUGGUCUGUAUUGAUAUCAGGGUAUGUCCAGAAUGGUCAGCCUAAUGCAGCAUUGCUAAUUUUUCUAGAGAUGGAGUCUUUGAAUGUUAAGCCUGAUGAGUUUAUAUUGGUCAGCUUGAUGUCUGCUUGUUCCCAGUUGGGGUGUAUAGAACUCACACAGUGGGUUGAUUCUUAUGUAAGCAAGAGCUUUAUUGAUCUUCAACAAAAUCAUGUGAUGGCAGCUCUUAUGGAUAUGAAUGCAAAGAGUGGAAACUUGGAGAGGGCACUAAAACUGUUUGAAAACAUGCCUAAAAGAGAUGUAAUUUCAUAUUGUUCAAUGAUACAGGGGUUGUCAAUUCAUGGGCAUGGAGUUGAAGCUAUAAACCUCUUCAAUAAGAUGCUGACAGAAGGACUAGUUCCUGAUGAAGUGGCCUUCACAAUUAUCCUGACAGCUUGUAGUCAUUCUGGACUAGUUGAUGAAGGUUGGAACUAUUUUAAUUCCAUGAAGCAUAAAUUCUGCAUUAGUCCUUCUCCUGAUCACUAUGCAUGUAUGGUUGAUCUUCUUAGCCGAUCAGGGUAUACAAGGGCUGCCUACGAACUUAUAAAAUCAUUGCCUAUAGAACCUCUUGCUGGUGCUUGGAGUGCACUUCUUGGGGCUUGCAAGCUAUAUAGCGAUCCAGACUUAGCAGAGGUUGUUGCUAAUCGACUAUUUGAGCUUGAGCCUCAAAAAGCUGCUAAUUACGUGCUAUUGUCUAAUAUCUAUGCUGCUGCAGAGCGAUGGAUUGAUGUUUCCACUGUGAGGAAUAAGAUGAGGGAAAGGGGUGGGAGAAAGAUACCUGGCUACAGUCAGAUUUAGUCCAGAGCUGAAGUUGUGUUACAAACAUGUAUUUUAUUGAAAUUGUUAGCUUCCUGAGAUGAUUUAUAAGUCAAAUCAUUGAUUCGAACACUCUAGGAUAGAUUGAGAAUAUGGUUGUUGAGAUAGGAGUAGCAAACUUGAGCUAGAACCGGAAUUAUUGAUAUCAGGGGAUGAAUUUCGUCAAAUUGAGAAUAUUAGCUAUCAGUUAAGUUGUCCAAGUGUUGAUUUCAUGGGGAUUGUAUUGACCGUAGCUUUGUGGAUACCUUCGCAAUGGGGGUUUAGCUUUGAUUCAUUGACAUAGAGGGUUAACUAUUCUGUUGAUUUUGGUUGAGUAGAUACCAUUCCAUUUUACAAUUUUAUCACUCGCCUGAGAUGCUUUAUUUUCAAGCCCAUGUAAAUUUCAAAGAUGAUGUGUUUUCUUCACCAUUAACAAACCACUCUCUUCA